Messenger RNA from Phlebotomus argentipes, 828 nucleotides. RefSeq lists its product as uncharacterized. The transcript has 2 exons. Gene Ontology annotation, cellular component: mitotic spindle; outer kinetochore; spindle microtubule. The record is from RefSeq and is a predicted model, not a curated record. Bases 1 to 828 code for a protein of 275 amino acids. Gene Ontology annotation, molecular function: microtubule binding. Gene Ontology annotation, biological process: mitotic cell cycle; chromosome segregation; regulation of microtubule polymerization or depolymerization. Lineage: Eukaryota; Metazoa; Arthropoda; Insecta; Diptera; Psychodidae.
AUGGACUUCGAUAAGAUCCUCGACAAGCACUUUGAGAAGAUUGCGAUGCUGAAGCUUCACUAUCGGAUCUGCCUGAACAAGGGGAAGCAUCAGGAGCAGUGCAAUGAGCUGGCGAAGGUGACGGCGGAGGUGCAGGAGCUGAUGGCCAGGGCCAAGGAGUAUCUCAAGGCCUGGCCGGCUCUGAAGCGCCAAAUGGAGGAAGACGCCGAGCGCGCGCAUCGCCAGAAGAUGUUCAUGUUGCGCCUCAUGGAAGUGAUGGAAACCAUGAACCAGAGCGUCCAGCCCACGACCCUGUCCACCACCCCGCAGUCAGCGCUGCGCGUGAGGGAGCUCAGCACGCCCGGAUCGGUGUUCAAGAUGCAUCGCCUCCAGAGCGCUCCGCGAACGCCCAGCUCGGUUCUGCGCCACACCCAAUCGCCCUUCGGCUGCCGGGCAGCGGCCAAGAGUCAGGACUUCAACUUCACCAUCACGCAGAGCCUUUUCGAGCAGAUUCCGCGGUACAUGCGCGGCCGCGACACGCUGAAUGACUUGCAGGACUUCCUGGAGUCCGUGAUCCACAAGUGCUUCAUGGAGAAGUACAAGAUGCUGUGCCGUGAGAGGAACACCAUCGCGCUGAGGGAUCGCCAUCUCUAUGAUCUGUUCCUGGAGCAGGAGAAGGAGUUUCCCACCCGAACGUUCAUCACGCAGGGCGACAUCACGCGCAUCAUUGGCAAGAUGAUCGACAAGCGCACCAGCACGCGCCUUCAGAUGCUGCGCCACAUCAAGAUUCUGCAGGAAGUGCGCAAGAAGUCCACGAUUUACUACAUGCUUCUGCAGAAUGAUGAAUAA